Messenger RNA from Nelumbo nucifera (sacred lotus), 3878 nucleotides. RefSeq names its product transcriptional corepressor SEUSS-like. The record is from RefSeq and is a predicted model, not a curated record. NCBI's taxonomy places the organism in Eukaryota, Viridiplantae, Streptophyta, Magnoliopsida, Proteales, Nelumbonaceae.
AGGAGAUGGCAUGCAAGUCUUCGAGCGGACGAAGAUUUGACUUAUUUGGAGAAAGCUGGUGAAGAAGGGAACGAAGCAAAAUUCAAUCCGAUACAAUUCACAUUUGACGUCCGCAAGGACUCUCUCUCUCCUCUCUCUACACUCGCAAACAGAAACAAAGAGAAAAAAAAAAAUGAAAGAAAAAACAACUCAGACACAGAAGGAAGUCUCAGAGAGAGGGAUUAGAUACAGAGGAAGAAACGACUUUGAACGAAGAACAGAGGAGAAAAAACCCUAGGAGAAGAAAAGGAAGGUUAUUUUAAUAGUUGAAUCAAUUGAAGAAGAGACAGAAAGAAGAGGAAAAAAAUUAUUUUUUAAUUUUCUGAUGAUUUGCGUUUCGGUUUUGUUCGGUCGAAGUCGAAGUUUCAGAGUAUGUCACUACGGAAUUCCAACUCGUGUUAAAUUUCUCGACUAGUGUUAUUUGAAGGCUGUGAUUACAUCUUUCAAGAAGAUGGUGCCGUCGGGGCCUCCGACUCCAGUCGGUGGUGCCCAGUCUGUUGCACCUUCAAUGCUCCGAACAAACUCUGGCAUUCUAGGAGUCCAAGGUGCUCCAAUCCCUUCGCAGACAACGUUCCCUUCUCUCGUCUCGCCGCGUACUCAGUAUAAUAACAUGAAUAUUCUUGGUAACAUGCCCAAUGUUUCUUCCCUCCUCAAUCAAUCCUAUGGUAAUGGUGGCACUAAUCCUGGGCUUUCUGGUACGGGAGGUCUCCAACGUGGAGGUAUUGAUACAGGGGCUGAGUCUGAUCCACUUUCUGGAGUAGGCAAUGGCAUGAGUUUUACUUCUUCACCUGCAACAUUUGCGGCAUCAAAUGCUCCAACUCCUGGCACGUCUGGUCAAGGUCAAGGGCAACAAUUCCCGAACCCUUCUGGCAAUCAGCUGGCACUGCCAGAUCAACAGCAGUCUCAGCAACUUGAACCACAGAAUUUUCAACAUGGUCAGCAGACACUGCAGCAAUUUUCUGUUCCUCAUAACCACCACCACCACCAGCAGCAACAGCAACAGCAAUAUCAAUCAAUUCGGGGUGGGCUAGGCAGUGUUGGUCCUGUGAAGUUGGAGCCACAGAUGGCUAAUGAUCAGAAUAGUCAGCAGCAACAGCUGCAGCCGUUGCGAAAUUUGGGUCCAGUGAAAUUGGAGCCACAGCAAAUCCAGACUUUGAGAAGUCUGGCACCGGUCAAAAUGGAGCCACAGCAUUCAGAUCAAUCAUUGUUUCUUCAGCAGCAACAACAGCAACAGCAGUUCCUUCAGAUGUCUAGGCAGAAUUCUCAGGCUGCUGCUGCCCAGAUUAAUCUUUUGCAACAACAAAGAAUAUUGCAGCUUCAACAGCAGCAGCAGCAGCAACAGCAACAGCAUCAACUUUUGAAGGCACUGCCCCAGCAACGGUCCCAAUUACAACAACAGUUUCAACAGCAGAAUUUGCCUGUUAGAUCUGCAAUAAAACCUGCCUAUGAACCUGGGAUGUGUGCUCGUCGGCUGACAAACUAUAUGUAUCACCAACAACACAGACCUGCUGAUAACAACAUUGAGUUCUGGAGGAAGUUUGUUGCCGAGUAUUUUGCCCCCCAUGCCAAGAAAAGGUGGUGUGUUUCCCUGUAUGGAAGUGGCCGGCAAACGACUGGUGUUUUUCCUCAGGACGUAUGGCACUGUGAAAUAUGCAACCGCAAGCCUGGUCGUGGUUUUGAAACAACUGUUGAAGUUUUACCCAGACUGUGCAAAAUCAAAUAUGAUAGUGGUACUUUAGAAGAACUCCUUUAUGUUGAUAUGCCUCGUGAAUAUCAGAAUGCACAAGGUCAGAUUGUCCUUGAUUAUGCAAAAGCUAUACAGGAGAGUGUAUUUGAGCAAUUACGUGUGGUUCGUGAUGGUCAGCUUCGGAUUGUUUUCUCUCCAGAUCUAAAGAUAUGUUCCUGGGAAUUUUGUGCUCGCCGUCACGAAGAGCUUAUUCCUCGGAGAUUGAUCAUACCUCAGGUUAGUCAGCUUGGUGCAGCAGCUCAAAAAUACCAGGCUGCUACUCAAAAUGCAUCGUCUAAUUUAUCUGUGCAGGAACUACAAAAUAACUGCAAUAUGUUUGUUGCAUCGGCUCGUCAACUGGCAAAAGCUUUGGAGGUGCCAUUAGUGAAUGACUUAGGAUAUACAAAAAGAUAUGUGCGAUGCCUUCAGAUCUCAGAGGUGGUUAAUAGUAUGAAAGAUCUAAUUGAUUAUAGUCGAGAAACAGGAACAGGACCUAUGGAAAGCUUGAUCAACUUUCCUCGGAGAACCAAUCCAUCAUCUGCACUCCAUAAUCAAGCUCAACAACCUGAGCAGCAACAGCAGCAACAACAACAACAACAGCAGCAAACGAUGGCACAGAAUUCUAACAAUGACCAGAGUUCGGCCCAGGUUGCAGUGCAACUUGUUGCUAGCAAUGGUGUUGUCGGUGUAAAUAACUCACACAACAUGGCAUCUACCACCUCUACUACAAGUACCAUUGUUGGUCUUCUCCAUCAGAACUCCAUGAAUUCCAGGCAGGAAAAUCCAAUGAACAAUACCAACGGUUCAUAUGGUGGGAACACAGUUCAAAUACCAUCUGCGGGCUCCUCAAGUUCACUACCACCAGCUCAGCCCAAUCCAUCUUCCCCAUUUCCAUCACCAACACCGUCAACCUCUAACAAUGGGCCCCAGACUUCUCAUGGUACUUUACCAGCGGCCACCAACAACCACAUAAGUUCUGCAAAUUCACCGGCCAAUAUAUCCAUGCAACAGCCAACACAGUCCAAUGAACCUGAUCCAAAUGAUACCCAGAGCUCUGUGCAGCAAAUAAUACAAGAUUUGAUGAUGUCCUCCCAGUUAAAUGGAGGUAGUAUGGUUGGUGUUGGUUCUUUAGGGAAUGACAUGAAGAAUGUAAAUGGGAUUGUGCAGACAAGCAACAACACCAUUCUCAAUGGUGGGAAUUGUUUAGUAGGAAAUGGGAUUGCCAGUAACUCAACUAUUGGCAGUGUGGGAUUUGGCAGCUUGGGUGUUGGAAUUGGUCAGAACACCAUGGGAACUGGAAUCAGAGCUGCCAUGGGCAAUAAUGCCAUGACAUUGAACGGAAGGGUGGGCAUGCCAGCAAUGCCGCAGGAUCCGGGCAUGAACCAUCAGCAACAGGAUUUGGGGAACCGGCUAUUGGGCGGACUCGGAGCAGUAAAUAACUUCAAUAAUCUCCAAUUUGAUUGGAAACCAUCUCCAUAGAAAAGCUUGGCAAUGUGAUUGUCGGUGUUACUUUUCUUGAUUAGUUCCGCCAGAUCUGCCACUGAACGAUGUCGUCUUUCAGUUCGUGAUCAAUGAUCGAGAAAUGCUGCUGGAACAGUGCGAGGAAUACAUGGGAACAGCCUGCCAGUGAGUAAAUACGUUUGUUCAUCAUGGCUAUAGUUUCUGGGCUUUCCUUCCUCUUGUGUACUAAUUUCAGGGAAAGGGAAAUAUAUAUAUCUAAGUGUGACCAUUGAAACGAUAUAUAUAUAUAUGAUCCAUUACCCUCCUGAGUUUCUUCCACCUCCACGCCUUGUUUACCUGGUAUGUGAGAGCGAGCCCCUUUUUGGCAAGCCCCUGUACUUGAUGGUUUUCGAUUCAUGGCUGCUUAUCCCCUUCUAACACCCUCAAAAUGGGAAAUCAUGGUCACAUUCUUUCGGAUAUGUAUAUCCACCUCAUCCAUUUGGGGGCCAUUUGUAACUAUCAUGUCAUCAGUGUGUUAAAUUUUAAACUCUCUCUCUCAUCUCUGGGUGUGUUGGUUUGCAAGCUGUUCAGCUGGCCUUGCUUUGUAUUGGACAAUCGGUACAGAAGAAUUUAUCCAGUUUAAUGCGCAAAGGAAAACGGUAAUCUUUUCCCA